This is a messenger RNA of Salmo salar (Atlantic salmon), 4429 nucleotides long. The record is from RefSeq and is a predicted model, not a curated record. NCBI's taxonomy places the organism in Eukaryota, Metazoa, Chordata, Actinopteri, Salmoniformes, Salmonidae.
CCAAAAUUUCGUACAUAAUUAAUUUUACCGACACAAAAAUAUCCACUUCUUCUAGCAUAGGCCUAUUUUGUCAUAAUAGCGUAGGCCUAUUUUGUCAUAAUGGCUAUUAUUUGCGCAUGAAAGCGUUUCCACCAACAUUUCGUACAUAAUUAAUUUUACCGACACAAAAAUAUCCACUUCUUCUAGCGUAGGCCUAUUUUGUUUUGUCGACAUUUGGAAAGUUACCUACAUUAGGCCUGUCCUGUUUCCAUGAGGUUUCUCCGACAUAUACUACUUGCACAUAAAGCCUGGAUGGAAGACUGGUUAGUUACACAAACACACACCACAAUCACGUGGUCAAAUCAAAGCGCAGAAUAUUGCGGGCGGGAAAGCCCCUCGUAGCUCAGUUUAAAACCGGCCUGAGGUCCGUCUCUUCUCAGACAUCCUCAGACAGUGGAAACUAGUGGUUAGGGCUACUGUUAAUUACGUAUCAGCUGCAAAGUGAAGGUAUUUUAAUGCAAGUUCAGGGUGCGGCAACAUUUUAUUUAUAUAUUUAAUCUUACCUCUGAGCAUAAGAGAAAGGGAGUGUUUUAUAAAACGAGAAAUUAAAUUGGAUUGGGUUCGGUGCUUUUUAUUACCAAUAUUAGUUUAUCUAUAAAGUACUGAAGGACAUUUAAAGUGCUUACAUUGGUGCCGAAAAUGCACAUCAAUUCCAUUUUAUUUUCUGCUGUAAUAAUGGCAGCAGUGUCACUGAUUUUGACCACGGUAGCUGCUGCAGACCCGAGAGAUUUCUGUUUCUGGACUAAAGUCACGUUGAACGGUGAGACCCAUCUCAGCUUCCUCCGACACCACAGAGAAACUCACCACCCCUCCUCCUCAUCCCUCUAUCUCUACCACAGUGUGUGGUCGGUGGAGAAUAGACUGGUCAACUGCGCAGUGAGUGACGACACGGCCGUUACAGACAGCUACAUGUCUGUGUGUCGGGAGAAGAGCACCACAGGAGAGUUCUCUGACCGUCCUUGUGAACGUUUUGAUGUCAGUCCGCAGUCUGAACUUGAAAGCCACUGCGCUCCUGUUAGCUCUCCAACGGUCACCCAGAGCGAAGCCGUUGGAGAUGCCUCUGAGGAACAUACAGAGACAAGGAGUAAGAGGCACGCACGGAGCGUUAUUGAUGAUAUAGCGUUCCAGAAUCCUCUUGGAGAAGGUGGUGACAGUUCCAGGGAUGUGACGCAAGCCCACCGGCGCAUAAAACGUGCUUUCAUCGUGCCGGGAACGCUUUGGUGCGGCUCAGGGAACAAGGCGGCGACCUAUGACGAUUUAGGUGUGUUUGCGGAGACAGACAGUUGCUGCAGGGAGCAUGACCAAUGUCAGGACACCAUCCUGUCGUUCGAGACCAACUAUGGCGUUUUCAACAAAAACAUUUUCACUCUGUCCCACUGCCACUGUGAUAACAGGUUUCGCCGGUGUUUGCUGGGGGCUGAGGACAGUAUUUCAGACACAGUGGGACACGUCUUCUUCAACCUGCUGAAGAUGCACUGCUUUGAGUUCUCCCACAGACUACAGUGCUCUCAGAGGAACUGGUUUGGCAUAGGCUGGUCCCGCCUCAUUCCUCUCUGUGACAGGUGUCAACAGUAUGAGAUGUCUCUGUAUGCUGUGGUCCAUCCUCCCACCUUCUACAACUCCACCCAGCCAGACCCUGACUUAGAGGAGGAUGACAUGGCUGACAAUACCACCACUACCAUCUCUACCCAGCCAGCCCCUGACUUAGAGGAGGAUGACAUGGCUGACAAUACCACCACUACCAUCUCUACCCAGCCAGACCCUGACUUAGAGGAGGAUGACAUGGCUGACAAUACCACCACUACCAUCUCUACCCAGCCAGCCCCUGACUUAGAGGAGGAUGACAUGGCUGACAAUACCACCACUACCAUCUCUACCCAGCCAGCCCCUGACUUAGAGGAGGAUGACAUGGCUGACAAUACCACCACUACCAUCUCUACCCAGCCAGACCCUGACUUAGAGGAGGAUGACAUGGCUGACAAUACCACCACUACCAUCUCUACCCAGCCAGCCCCUGACUUAGAGGAGGAUGACAUGGCUGACAAUACCACCACUACCAUCUCUACCCAGCCAGACCCUGACUUAGAGGAGGAUGACAUGGCUGACAAUACCACCACUACCAUCUCUACCCAGCCAGACCCUGACUUAGAGGAGGAUGACAUGGCUGACAAUACCACCACUACCAUCUCUACCCAGCCAGACCCUGACUUAGAGGAGGAUGACAUGGCUGACAAUACCACCACUACCAUCUCUACCCAGCCAGACCCUGACUUAGAGGAGGAUGACAUGGCUGACAAUACCACCACUACCAUCUCUACCCAGCCAGCCCCUGACUUAGAGGAGGAUGACAUGGCUGACAAUACCACCACUACCAUCUCUACCCAGCCAGACCCUGACUUAGAGGAGGAUGACAUGGCUGACAAUACCACCACUACCAUCUCCACCUCUUUCUCUUCCACCUCCUCCUCCAGCUCUAUCUCCACCUCCUCCGCCAUUUCCCCUUCCAACUCUACCACCUCCUCCUCCAUCUCCACCUCUUCCUCCUCCACUUCCAACUCCACCACCUCCUCCACCACCUCCUCCACCACCUCUUCCAUCUCCACCUCCAUCUCCUCUUCCUCCUCCUCCUCCUCCACCUCCACCACCUCCUCCAUCUCCACCUCUCCCUCCACCUCCAUCUCUUCCUCCACCUUCUCUACCUCCAUCUCCACCUCUCCCUCCACCACUUCGACCUCUCCCACCACCUUUCCCUACAUUUCCACUUCCACCUCUCCCUCCAUCUCCACCUCUCCCUCCACCUCCAACCCCACCACUCCUUCCAGUGCUGCCCCAGCAGACCUCACCACAGGGGGUCAGAGUGGAACACCAGCCCCUGGCUCGCCUGUCAUCCACCCUUACCCUGGAGAGGACAAUAUGGCUGCCAAUACUUCCCCCACCUCCACCACUGGCACUGCUACUGCUAUAGGGACCCAGAGUAGCACGUCGGGACUAGUAACUUCAGCCUCAGCCUCGGGCCCAGCCUCGGGCCCAGCAUCGGGCCCAGCAUUGGCAGCAUCGGCUUUGGCCUCGCCAGCUGAACCCACCCAACAUAAUGGCUUGACUCUGCCUAAGUCUAACCAGGACGCAGCAAGCACAGGGAAGCAGCGUGUGUAUGUGUGUGAUGUAUACAGAGACCUGGAUGACUGCAGGUUUAAGAUCCUUCCUCACCAGAAGAGAUACAGCCUCCUCAACCCAGAACCCAGGACCCUCUUCCACUGCAACUGUACCAGCAGACUGUCUGAGGUUCUGGUUCAGCAGAAGGAGAUAUCUGGGGUUCAGUCUAUCCUGUUGGAGUACAUCUCUCUGUCCUGUUUCACAUUACAGCCGCAGGUCUGCACACAGGGGACAAGCUGCUCUGCUUCUCUGGUCAAACCCUCACCUGCUCAGCUGGAGCAGCAGAAGAACAAUGGUGGAGACAUGGAAAAGUGGCGCCAUCUACAGGCCACUGGCCACAAUGGCAGGAGGCCCAAAUCUAGAUGGGCCAAACGCAGACUACACAAACUCUGCGUCAGGAUGACCAGGAAGCACAGUCAAUGUGCUUUAGUAGAAGAUGCAGUGCCAAUGUGAUGUAAUGUUGCCUGAUCUAUUUAGCCAUCCCAUUUCCUCCCCCAUGGGAUAUAGAUACUAUUUAUUUUUGUCAUUUGCAUUUUAGUCAUUGUAAAUCCAGAUGUAUCCAGAGCUGCUUAUAGUUGGUGCAUUCACUUUAAGAUAGCUAGGUGAGACAUCCACAUCAGCAAACUCAGUGCAAGUAGGAAAAAAGACAAGUGCAAGUUUUUGUUGUUGUUGGGGGGGAUAAGACAUAUACUAAUAACAUCUACUAGCAGUUGUAAAUAGUGAUAUGUGUAUCAGGGCCUUACUGCUGUAAAUGAAAAACGAUGUUUCAAGUCCUGAAUGUAAAUAUCUAAACUACUGUACUAUAGUGUUUUAUACUUUUUUUUUUAAAACUACUGUCUAUGCCCAGCAUUCAUUUAAUACUUUAUCUGACUGCAAAUUGUACAUAUAAGUUACUUGUAUAGAAAAACAUAUCAUUGUCAAAGACAAACAGUGUUUGCAUUUAAUGUUUUUAUUCAUUAUUUGUUUACUCUGUAAUAAUCCAGGCUGUAUCACAACCAGCCGUGAUUGGUAGUCCCAUAGAGCGGCGCACAAUUGGCCCAGCGUCGUCCGGGUUUGGCCGGUGUAGGCCGUCAUUGUAAAUAAGAAUUUGUUCUUAACUGACUUGCCUAGUUAAAUAAAGGUUCAAUAAAAUAAAACAUAGUUUUUUUAAAUAAACACUUUGACAUAGCCUGUAUGCUAUUUCUUACUGUUGUCUUCACAAUACUGUAAAUUUGAUGACACAUUAAACUACACUAUA